GGGUUAUAAAUCGAAAAGUGUAGCCCAUGAAGUGCAAUACUCAUUCAGCCGAAGAUUACUUUGGAAUGAUGUCAAAUCUGUUGUGCAUAAUAUGAAAACUGGACCAAGAUUACAGAAUAUAUUGCAGCAAGCCAAAUCACAUCGGUGAAAGGCUGCAAACUAAAGAGCGUGGUGAUUAAGGUCCUACCCGGGAGUUUGCCACAGCGGCGGAAGACGUCUCGUGAAGGAAGACAAAGAUUCAGGCCCCCGGAAUAUCUGAACUGAAUAGAACCCAAAUUGUGUAAGACUGCCAUUUUGAUCCUUGGCCAUGAAACGAGGCUACUCGGAAUCGUCCUCCACCUCUGUUGGGCCUCCUCAAUCGAGGUUCAAAGCCAACCCAGAAGAGGAUUCAAAUUUUUUGGAGGAUGAAAGUACAAAGAUAUUUGCACGUAAAGUGGCCGAUCAUUAUAGUGCAAGGACAAAUCAAACUCUGGAAGAACGAGAAGCUAGUCCGAUCAUCCAUUUAAAAAAGCUCAACAACUGGAUUAAGAGUGUCUUAAUUCAACUCUAUGCUCGCCGAGGAGAUGCUGUUCUUGAUCUUGCAUGCGGCAAGGGAGGUGAUCUCAUCAAAUGGGACAAGGCCAAAAUUGGGUACUAUGUUGGCAUUGACAUUGCUGAAGGCUCUAUAGAAGAUUGUCGUACCCGUUACAAUGGUGAUGCUGAUCAUCAUCAACGCCGUAAAAAGUUUACAUUUCCUGCACGCCUUAUCUGUGGAGACUGCUAUGAGGUUCGACUGGAUAAAGCCCUAGCAGAUGAUGCACCCUUUGAUAUUUGUAGUUGCCAGUUUGCCUUGCAUUAUUCCUGGUCCACUGAAGCACGAGCACGGAGAGCCUUGGCUAACGUUUCAGCCUUACUUCGCCCAGGUGGAACUUUCAUUGGAACAAUGCCAGACGCUAAUGUGAUUAUCAAAAAGCUGAGAGAAGCUGAAGGCUUAUUCUUUGGAAAUAGUGUCUACUGGAUACGAUUUGAUGAAGAAUUUUCUGAAAAGAAAUUUAAGUCUUCAAGCCCCUUUGGUAUCAAGUACAAGUUUCAUCUGGAGGAUGCUGUUGAUUGCCCUGAAUGGAUCGUCCCCUUUCAUGUAUUCAAAUCAUUGGUAGAAGAGUAUGAUAUGGAGUUAAUUUUUGUGAAGAACUCUCAUGAAUUUGUGCACGAGUAUAUGAAAAGACCAGAGUACGUAGAGUUAAUGCGGAGGCUUGGUGCAUUAGGUGACGGUAACCAAGAUCAGAGUACACUAUCACAAGAUGAAUGGGAAGUAGCCUAUUUGUACUUGUCAUUUGUCUUGAGGAAGCGGGGCCAACCUGAUCGGACUCAAACAAAUAGUAGAAGAGAUAAAGGGAAGAUGCAUAUAUCAAAAGAGGACGUAUUGAACAUUGAACAUUAGUAUAUCGUACACCGAUCAUGUUUCAAAGUUCCAUUUUCAUAGCACAGAAGAACAAUGCCUUUGCAGCACAAGAAACCCUGCUUGGCCAAAUGGGAGAGGGAAGAGCUGACUGCUAGGCUGUUCUACUACUUGCUCCAAGAAAUUUUGUAGAUUUUGCUCCAAUCCUAGAUAUGUAUUAGACUACACUGAGCUCAUGUCCAGUGGUUUCUCUCCAGUAUUGGUCUAUUGGAUGAGGCUGUACCCAUCUCCACAGACCAAAGAAAAAGAUAUUUGUAAUUUACUCGCUAACUGUCGAGGAAGUUACAGUUAUGGUACGUUGGUAACUGGAAUGAUAUCAGCCUGGUUGUUGAGUGAUUGAUUCAACAAUGAAUAAAAAUAGUUCCGAGUUAUGGGUAUUUGAACA
Rosa chinensis is the source of this 1823-nucleotide messenger RNA. Its product is annotated as mRNA cap guanine-N7 methyltransferase 1. Gene Ontology annotation, cellular component: nucleus. Lineage: Eukaryota; Viridiplantae; Streptophyta; Magnoliopsida; Rosales; Rosaceae. Bases 308 to 1420 code for a protein of 370 amino acids. The record is from RefSeq and is a predicted model, not a curated record. Gene Ontology annotation, biological process: 7-methylguanosine mRNA capping. Gene Ontology annotation, molecular function: mRNA 5'-cap (guanine-N7-)-methyltransferase activity. The transcript is spliced from 14 exons.